AUGAACAUUAUCAAACAGUUCUUGUACCACGAGGGCUCUGUGAGAAAUUUAAAAUCUGGAGGCCGUCCACGCAACAGGCGAGUAGUGACGGACCGAGAGGAAGUACGUCUUUCAACAAGGCAAUGGCGUCGGCCUGUGCCCUCUCCUCUCGGAAGGAUGUCAUUGUCCUGGAUGACAUCCUCAGCGGUCUCGGCGCCACCACGGAGGAACAUGUUGUACAGCGAUGCUUUGGACCAGACGGUCUCCUCCCACAGGGAGUCCCUGAGCAAUGGACAACAGAAGCUCUUCUGUCUGGAAAGAGCUUUACUACGAGAUCAGCGAGUCGUGGUGUUGGAUGAAAUUUCUAGCAACCUGGGCCAUGAGACGGAUACUGUGAUUCAAAAGGUUCUGCAGACCGAAUUCGCGGACAAAACUAUGAUCAUCAUCGCACAUCGACCACGUACAAUCAUGCACUGCGACAAGGUUGCCAUGAUGGCCGACGGCAACCCCUCCUGGCCAGAGGAGGGUGUCUAUGCUCAGUGA
Molecule: messenger RNA, 522 nt
Organism: Aspergillus clavatus NRRL 1
Lineage: Eukaryota; Fungi; Ascomycota; Eurotiomycetes; Eurotiales; Aspergillaceae
Exons: 4
Coding region: 1-522 (173 amino acids)
Biological process (GO): transmembrane transport
Cellular component (GO): membrane
Molecular function (GO): ATPase-coupled transmembrane transporter activity
Source: RefSeq, a predicted model, not a curated record